This is a messenger RNA of Dictyostelium discoideum AX4, 681 nucleotides long. It is a transcript of the gene H2Bv1, whose product is annotated as histone H2B domain-containing protein. Gene Ontology annotation, molecular function: protein heterodimerization activity; DNA binding; structural constituent of chromatin. The transcript has a single exon. Lineage: Eukaryota; Evosea; Eumycetozoa; Dictyosteliales; Dictyosteliaceae. Gene Ontology annotation, cellular component: nucleosome. Bases 1 to 681 code for a protein of 226 amino acids. The record is from RefSeq and is a predicted model, not a curated record.
AUGAGACAUAGAGGAAGACGAUCAACACAGCAUACACAUGUAAGAGAAGGAAUUUACAUCAAAAAGUUAAUUAAACAAAUUAAUCCAGCAUGUAGAAUUCAAGUUAAGAGUGUUCAAAUUUUAACUAGUUUAAUUAGAGAUACAACAAUUAGUAUUAUGAAUGAAGCAUUUCAUUUAGUACAACUUUCAAAUAAAAGAACCUUAAGUGCACGUGACGUUCAAACUUCCGUUCGUUUAUGUACUGUUGGUGAAAUUUCAAGACAUGCAGUCUCUGAAGGUGUUAAAAGAGUUACAAAUUUUAAUUCCGCAAAGCAAUAUCCACCACAACCACCACCAGCAAAAACCGCCACUCCUUCAUCCCCUUCUUCAAUUCCUGCUCCACCAAUUUCCCACCCACCAAUAAUCCCACAUUCUUAUUUAAAAACAAAGGUAAAACAAAUGAAUUAUAAUUACAGAAUUUCAAAUUCUUCAAUGCAUUAUUUAUCAGCUGUUAUUGAAUAUUUGCUUUCUGAAAUAUUAGAGUUAUCUAGUAAUGGGGCAGUAUCAGCCAAGAGAACUUUAAUUCAACCAAGAGAUAUUUUCUUAGCCAUUGCUAAUGACAUUGAAUUACAUUCAAUGUAUGGUCACGUAAUCAUUCCAGGUGGUGGUACAAAACCAUUGUUCAAUUCCUUAUCUUUCUAA